Fusarium pseudograminearum CS3096 is the source of this 1533-nucleotide messenger RNA. RefSeq lists its product as uncharacterized. The record is from RefSeq and is a predicted model, not a curated record. The coding region runs from base 1 to 1533 and encodes 510 amino acids. The transcript is spliced from 11 exons. Gene Ontology annotation, molecular function: thiaminase activity; phosphomethylpyrimidine kinase activity; hydroxymethylpyrimidine kinase activity. Gene Ontology annotation, cellular component: cytosol. NCBI's taxonomy places the organism in Eukaryota, Fungi, Ascomycota, Sordariomycetes, Hypocreales, Nectriaceae. Gene Ontology annotation, biological process: thiamine biosynthetic process.
AUGGUCCAAGGGCGAGUGCUUGUUAUCGCAGGCUCGGACAGUUCAGGCGGAGCUGGACUUGAGGCGGAUCAGAAAGUUAUCGCUGCCCAUGGCUGCUAUGCCAUGACAGCCACUACGGCCCUUACUGCGCAGAAUACUCAGGGCGUCAAGGGCAUUCAUGUCAUUCCCGCCGAAUUUGUUUCCCAACAAAUCGAUGCGUGUGUAGAGGAUGUAGGUGUCGAUGUCAUCAAAACAGGCAUGCUUGCUUCAGCAGAGAUAAUCGAGAUGGUUGAGAAAACUGUCACCAAACACAACAUCCCAUGUCUUGUUGUAGACCCAGUCAUGGUUUCGACUUCCGGCGCAACACUCCUCCCUAACGAAGCCAUUCAACAUCUCUGCAAGCAUCUCCUAUCACACACCACAGUCCUCACGCCAAAUAUUCCCGAGGCGGUACUUAUUCUUUCCCAAAAUGGCCAAGAAGCUCCUCAAGUUCACAACGUCCAAGACCUUGAGACUAUCGCGAAGCGAAUCCAGGAGCUCGGUCCCAAGUGGGUGCUUGUCAAGGGCGGACACAGCCCUAUGAAAGAGGACCUUACUGUAGCAGAGACUGAGGGUGAGAGACAAUUUGUCUUUGAUGUUCUUGUUGGAGGAAACGGAGAGGUCUUGAGGGUUAAAAGUCCGUACCAAGCAAGCUCGAGUACCCAUGGCACAGGGUGCUCUUUGGCGUCUGCUAUUGCCUCUAACUUGGCCAAAGGAAUUGACACACCCUCUGCUGUUCAGUCAGCGUGUCGAUACAUCGAAGCUGCGAUUCGCACUGCGCCAGGACUAGGCAAGGGGCAUGGUCCUCUGAACCACUUUCAUUCAACCUACACUCUCCCCUUUGCUCCUGGCUACUUUAUCGAGUGGCUCCUUGAGCGCCCUGAUGUCCGUGAUGUCUGGAAAGAGUUUGUGCACCAUCCCUUUGUCAUGGCCAUGGGAGAUGGAACUCUGCCUCUCGAGUCGUUCAAGGGCUAUAUCAUACAAGAUUACCUUUAUUUGAUUCACUUCUCGCGCGCCAACGCUCUCGCCGCCUAUAAAGCGCAAAACGUCGAAGAUAUCUCCAGAGCAACACAAAUUGUUCAGCAUAUCAUGCAUGAGUUGAAACUCCAUACCUCCUACUGUGAGAGCUUCGGCAUUUCACUCGACGAGAUGCGUGCCACGCCGGAGAAGCAAGCAUGCACUGCUUAUACCCGUUAUGUCCUUGACGUCGGUCAGAACGGAGACUGGCUCGGUCUUCAGAUGGCCCUCGCUCCAUGCCUCCUUGGCUACGGCGCAGCGGCCAAGAUGCUACAUGACCACGAGAAGACUGUGCGUGAAAACAACACUUACUGGGCUUGGAUCAAGAAUUACAACGAGGAAGACUACACUGAUGCCGUCAAGCUGGGCUCUGCUCUACUGGAGAAGCACGUUCAGUUGCAGUCGCCUUCCAGAAUCGAAGAGCUCGUUCAAAUCUUCAUCCAUGCACUCAAGAUGGAAAUCGGCUUCUGGGAGAUGUUCCCUGCUAAGCAGACCUAA